Messenger RNA from Gymnogyps californianus (California condor), 1876 nucleotides. RefSeq names its product malonyl-CoA decarboxylase (gene MLYCD). Lineage: Eukaryota; Metazoa; Chordata; Aves; Accipitriformes; Cathartidae. The record is from RefSeq and is a predicted model, not a curated record. The coding region runs from base 16 to 1521 and encodes 501 amino acids. The transcript has 5 exons. Gene Ontology annotation, cellular component: peroxisomal matrix; mitochondrial matrix. Gene Ontology annotation, biological process: positive regulation of fatty acid oxidation; fatty acid biosynthetic process; malonyl-CoA catabolic process. Gene Ontology annotation, molecular function: malonyl-CoA decarboxylase activity.
GAGGUGAGGCGCGGAAUGAGUCGCCUGGGCCCGUGUCUGAGCCCGCGGCCCCUCCUGCGUGGGCCCUGGGCGGCGCCGCGGGGACUGCGUCGCGUCUCGGUGGCGGCCGGCCUGCGCCGGGGCCCGGCGGGCUCCAGCACCGCCUCUGUCGUGGGCAUGGAGGAGCUGCUGAGUCGCUCCGUACCGCCGCUGCCGCCCUACGAGACCAAGGAGAAGGCGCCGCCUCCGGCGGAGCUGCGCAGCGCGGAGUUCGUGCGGUACUACCGCGCCCUGGAGGCCGGGCCGCCCAGGGCCGAGCUCCUCACCCGCUUGGCCCGCGACUUUGGCGUGGACCACGGCCGGGUGGCGGAGUUCAGCGCCAAGGUGCUGCAGGCCCGGGAGCAGCAGAGGGAGCUGGGGGCCCUGCUGCAGGCCGAGGACCGGCUCCGCUACUACCUGAAUCCCCAGUACCGGGGUCUCUUCCAGCACCUGGGCCGCCUCGAGGGCGGGCUGCGCUUCCUGGUGGAGCUGAGGGGCGACCUGGUGGAGGGGCUGGCGACCAAGGUGGUGGACGGGCCUCAUGUCAAGGAAAUGAAUGGAGUUCUAAAGAACAUGCUUUCAGAGUGGUUCUCGACAGGAUUCCUAAACUUGGAACGGGUCACUUGGCAAUCACCUUGUGAAGUACUCCAGAAAAUUAGUGAUUCUGAAGCUGUGCAUCCUGUGAGAAACUGGGUUGAUAUGAAGCGUCGAGUUGGGUCAUAUAGAAGAUGCUACUUUUUUUCUCACUGUGCAAUCCCAGGAGAACCAUUGAUAGUCUUGCAUGUUGCACUAACCAGUGAUAUCUCCAGCAGCAUCCAGGCCAUAGUGAAAGAAGUGCCGCCUUUAGAAACAGAAGAUACGGACAAAAUUACAACAGCAAUUUUCUACUCAAUCAGUUUGACUCAGCAGGGACUGCAAGGUGUGGAACUUGGGACUUACCUCAUCAAACGGGUUGUAAAAGAGCUGCAGAAAGAACUUCCUCAGAUAAAAGUUUUUUCUACUCUUUCACCUAUCCCGGGAUUCACAAAAUGGCUUGUUGGUCUCCUCUCCUCACAAACAAAAGAACUGGAAAGAAAUGAACUUUUUACAGAAUCAGAAUGGCAAGAAAUCUCUGAGAUCACAGGAGACUCUACUACUGAAACACUAAAGAAACUCUUAAAUAACAAUGAGUGGGUGAGAUCAGAAAAAUUAGUUAAAGUGCUCCAUUCACCAUUUAUGAGACUCUGUGCCUGGUAUUUGUAUGGAGAGAAACAUCGUGGCUAUGCGCUUAAUCCAGUAGCGAAUUUUCAUCUUCAGAAUGGCUCUGUGAUGUGGCGGAUAAACUGGAUGGCGGACACAAGCCCUCGGGGCAUUACUGCUUCUUGUGGCAUGAUGGUCAACUACCGAUAUUUCUUGGAGGAUACAGCCAGUAACAGUGCAGCAUACCUGGGGACUAAACAAAUUAAAGCCUCAGAGCAGGUUCUUUCCUUGGUGUCUCAAUUCCAGCAAAAUAGCAAGCUUUAAUUAAAUAUUAUGAAAACUAAGAACAAGUGUUCCUUGCCUAUAAAGAGCUGUAAUAUUUUGCAGUGUCUAUAUUUAAAUGAGAAUGUCCCUUGUAAAACAAAUUUACUCAGCACAGUACGAUGCAAAGUUAUCUAGAUUAUCGGUUGUCUUGCUUACAUUGCCAUAUGUUCAAAACCUGAUUCACUGUGAUUGAGUCACUGCAAGUUCUAGACAUCUGUUAUGUGCAAAUGGGUUGGAGGUAUGUAUUAAAGGGUGAGUAAAAUUCUCUCAAUCAGUUACAACUCAAUGAUAACUUGAAUGGAAAAUACUUGAGCCGUACCAUUAUUCUGUUGAUAAUAAACCUGUAUAAACUGUG